CCCCGCGGCGUUUGCAGGAACGCCAAGAAGGAGGCGGACCUCCUGGCGGCCCAGGCGCGCCUCAAGGACCUGGAGGCUCUGCUCAACUCCAAGGAGGCCGCGCUGUCCACGGCGCUGGGUGAGAAGAGGAACCUGGAGAACGAAGUGCGGGACCUGAGGGCGCAGGUGGCCAAGCUGGACGGCGCGCUGGGCGAGGCCAAGAAGCAGCUGCAGGACGAGAUGCUGCGGCGCGUGGAUGCCGAGAACCGCCUGCAGACCCUGAAGGAGGAGCUGGAGUUCCAGAAGAACAUCUACAGCGAGGAGCUGCGGGAGACCAAGCGGCGGCACGAGACGCGGCUGGUGGAGAUCGACAACGGGAGGCAGCAGGAGUUCGAGAGCAAAUUGGCCGAGGCGCUGCAGGACCUGCGGCGGCAGCACGAGAAUCAGAUCCGGCACUACCGCGAUGAGCUGGAGAAAACCUACGGCGCCAAACUGGAGAACGCCAAGCAGUCGGCGGAGCGGAACAGCAGCCUGGCGGGCGCCGCACACGAGGAGCUGCAGCAGACGCGCGUCCGCAUCGACAGCCUGAGCACCGAGCUCAGCCAGCUGCAGAAGCAGGUGGGAGCAGGGGGUCCUUUGCCCCCAGACCCAUGGAAACCCGGGGGG
Molecule: messenger RNA, 645 nt
Organism: Lagopus leucura (white-tailed ptarmigan)
Lineage: Eukaryota; Metazoa; Chordata; Aves; Galliformes; Phasianidae
Product: lamin-A-like
Exons: 4
Source: RefSeq, a predicted model, not a curated record